GGAGUGAGCAGAAGCUGGUGGUGGAGAGCGCAGCCAUCUUGUUGUGUUUUGGGCCGAUCUGGAGCUGCGGAGAAAACCUACAAACACCCACCCUAAACACCCACCUAACAAACACCCUCCUAACACCUGCACCAACAAACACCCACUCCAUUUGCAGGCGGUACCAGCGGAACCGGACUCGCGGUGUUCCGGGGAGCUCCAGGCGUCAGGCGGAGGGCCCUCUCUCCGCGGCCGCUUCUGUCCUCCGGAGCCGCGGUAUGAGCGCUAGAUGUGGGGGAAGGCGCGCUGCACCGCCCCGCUGCUGCUCAUCGCGCUGCUGGGCGCCAUCAACACGGACCCGCCGGGCACAGGCCGGCGGUUAGCUGUGGCCCGGCUGCUCUCAGAGCAGCGCUGUAAUGCAGGGCAGUUUGCGUGUCGCAGUGGGAAGAUGCAGUGUAUCCCACUGGAGUGGCAGUGCGACGGCUGGACUGCCUGCGAGGACAAAAGCGAUGAACUUGACUGUCCACCGAUGAAGGAGGCACGCUAUCGCUAUGGAAACACCUUUGACCAGACGGAGGAAGUAAUGGGGGUGGCACAGCCGGUGCGCUUCAACAAGAAGUGCCCGAGCGGGUGGCAUCACUAUGAGAAGACGGCGAGCUGUUAUAAAGUGUACCUGAGGAAGGAGAAUUACUGGCAGGCGGUGGACACGUGCCAGCGGGUGAACGGAUCUCUCGCCACCUUCGUCACCAAUGAGGAGCUGCAGUUCAUCCUGAGGAUCGAGGUCGACUUCGACGAGAAUGUGUGCGAACGCAAAGACCAGUGCAAUUUCUGGGUGGGAUAUCAGUACGUCAUCACUAAUCAGAGUCACUCUCUGGAGGGCCGAUGGGAGGUGGCCUAUAAAGGUUCUCUGCAGGUGUUCCUCCCCCCAGAGGGUCUGACGGGUUUCGCGGAGGUCGGCUCCACACAGGAGAGCGUGUUUUGCGCUCAACUUCAACGGUUCCAGAACAAGAACAUCAACGAACACGGACUGCACAGCUGGCAUGCAGAGAACUGCUACCAACAAUACCCCUUCCUCUGCAAGAGGAGACAGACGUGUGUGGAUAUUAAGGAUAACGUGGUGAGUGAGGGGUACUACUUUACGCCUAAAGGAGAUGAUCCAUGUCUGAGCUGCACCUGCCAUGAUGGAGAGCCGGAGAUGUGUGUGGCGGCUCUGUGCGACCGGCCACAGGGAUGCACACACUUUCGCAAAGACCCCAAAGAGUGCUGCAAGUUUACCUGCCUUGACCCAGAUGGCAGCAGUCUGUUUGACUCCAUGGCGAGUGGGAUGCGUCUGAUUGUCAGCUGUAUCUCGUCGUUCCUAAUCCUCUCGCUACUGCUCUUCAUGGUGCAUCGGCUGAGGCAGCGACGCCGAGAGAGGAUCGAGACUCUGAUUGGAGGAAACCUGCAUCACUUUAAUUUGGGUCGACGUGUGGCGGGUUUUGAUUACGGUCCGGACGCGUUUGGGACAGGACUGACGCCACUUCACCUGUCGGACGAUGGAGAGGGUGGGGCUUUUCAUUUCCAGGAGCCGCCGCCUCCUUACGCUGCAUACAAAUACCCAGACAUCCAGCACCCAGAUGACCCGCCCCCUCCGUAUGAGGCGUCAAUAAACCCAGACAGCAUCCUCUACGUGGAUCUCUCCCGGACCGGAUUGAACCUAUCCUCCCCCCAGAUGGUUGGAGAUGUGAGCGGUCUCUGCAGGCCUCUCCCAGUCCCGCCCCCAGCUCCGCCUCCGAGACCAGAACAUGCCCUCGAGCAAAGAGCGGAAUCCAUUGACAGCAGCACCCUGCUGGUGGCCCCAGACACGCCCACAGAGAUGCAUGACAUCACCCAGGGCUCCACCCAUGACCCCUCCAGUCCCACCUCCCUCAGCACAGUGGUGUGAGGAGCAAGAGGGGUGGGGCUUUGGGGGCGGAGCUUGAGAACUGUAUGAGUGACUGGUCUAUUGACGGUGCAGGUGAAGAAAACCUGAGGGCUCAAUUUAAAAACACUAAAAACUCCAACACUAGAGCAUGAUGGGAUUAGGGAGGGGCGGGAGGCGUGGCCUCCGGCUCAAUUAACGGUUAGCGUGUAAAUACAGUCGUACAGUCACUGCUCCUUAAUUUUGAGGGUUUUUUUUCAUUAGUUUUUUGUCUGAGCAUGUGGCACUGCGCCCUCUGCUGGACCCCAACAGAUAACGUUCUGGAGUGUGGUUCUAAACCUGGAUCAUUUUCUUUCCUGCUCUGUCCGGACCGACCCGAAACCACCUUGAACAUCAGGCGCACCGUAAACACUAACGCUGACCCUUUUGCCUCUCGGACCCUCACCCGACCCCUGCUCUCCUACACCAGCAUAGCCCCGCACCAAGGCAACCCGGUUCUGGAGCAGAGCGGUUCUGGAGCAAAGUGGUUCUGCUGCGUCUCUUUCCUCAUCACUUUCUCCUCAGGUGAAGAGCACAGUGGGAUUGUGGGUAGGCAGGUGGGACUGGGCUGGUAAUGAAUGCAGGUAUGAAUUUAACACUGUAGCAGUGCAGCAUCACUGCAGGAACACGCCCUUCAUCGCUGGAGUUCUGGAUCUCCUGGACCUUUGUUUUGGAUGUAGAUCUUUGGAGUUUUGGAUCCUGAUUUUUAGGUUCUGGAGAUCUGGUUCUGAAUAUUAGGUUCUGAAGUUUUGGUUCUGGCAGAGAUCUGGAGGAAUAUGAAGGCUGGAACUCUAAUUAGAACAUGAGCUCCUUUCAGUGCAUGUUCUGGAUCUUUAGAAACCAAGUCAGAUCAGAACCUGAGAAGUCACUGAGGGGUUCACUGUUGAUGCGUGACUGCGCUGUACAAGGUUUUGCUUCAGUUUGUCUCUGUGUGUGUGUGUGUGUGUGUGUGUGUGUGUGUAGUGUGAGUGGUAGUGUGUGCGUAUGUAUAAAUGUGUGAGUAUGUGUGUGUAUAAAUGUGUGUGAUAGUGUGUGAGUGAUUGUGUGUGUGUGUGUGUGUGCGUGUGUGUGUGUGUGAGAGAGAGAGAGAGAGAGAGAGAGAGUGUGUGUGGAAAGUUGUGGGGUUGUUAUGAUGUUAUAUUACCGUGUUGGGUUAUAAUAUUAUGGGAUGGUGUAAAUAUAUUUGCACAGGUUCAGCUUCACUUUUUCUUUUUUUGGGACAAGGUUCAGAUUGGGGUGGGGAUUUGGUGGGGGUGGGGUUUUGACAGGGGGCGGGACUAGAGCUGUUUGUGUGCUUCUUACUUUAUGUUCCUGUUUGCUACAAAACUGAUUAUAAUGAUUAUUAUGGGAAUAUUAUGUGAAUACUCAGUGGAGACCCUUUGGCCCCGCCCACACGCAUCGUGAUACUAUAAACUGGAUUUUUUUUUGCGAACGCUCUCAAGGGUGGAGGCUUUAUGAACUGUUUUGCGUGUUCAGGUACCUGAUCAUUUCACCAGUCAUAUAUUGUUCUGAGGUAGUAAAAAAUUAUCUAAUCGUGUGGGCGGGGAUACGCUGUGUUCCAUUUAAACUAAACUCGGAUGUUAAAAAACUCCACAUAGAAAAUUUCAACCUAUAGUCCUAUAGUUCGGAUUUCAUUAAGAAUCCGGUGGACCUGUUUCUGCUUUGGUGGAGAAGAAGACUGUAACAUGUGAAAAAUAUUCUGGUUAGAUGUUAGCGCUGUGUAUUAGUAAUACAAUAUGUAUCACAAUGCAGGGAUAGCUUUUCAAUAUAUUGUGAUACUGUAAGCAAGGUGAUAUUGCAAUAGUUUGAAUCAAAUUUUAGGAAAAAAAACGACCGUAGUAAAGAAAAAGUAAAACACUACUACCUUGUGGUUGGAAUAUGAACACUACACCAAAUGAACCACUUCUGACAACAGUCUUUACUAAUCUGAAGUAAGGAUUAAAAUUAUUUACUGUGUUUUUGAGAAUCAAUACAGCGUUGUUGAACAUAAUAUUUCAAUUUGAAAUUGAUUGUCCCUUAAACAUCUUUAGAUUCAAGAAAACUAGUAAAUGAGUGUAAACUAGUGUUAAACUAAGGAAAUGUUUAGAAAUUGUGUAAAAUUACUAGAAUUCUUUAACAGGAGCUUUAUCAACUGGGAAGUGACAUUAUUUCUAAAUUCAUAUUCCGAGUUAAAUGGAACACAGCAUGGUUUGUAAAGGUGGUGCAGUCUCUUUAUCAGACUGUUCAUUUUUCUCCACUGUAAAAGUCUUGGCUGUUUCAGACAAAAGGAGACUAAACUGAUUUGUAUGAAAGGAGAAAACAUGAGGUUUUUUGGACAUUUUGACAAUCAUUUUGGAACUGUUUGGCUUUAUGUGGGCUGGACUCGCGACGGCACAAAAACCUGAACCAUGGAUCUCCCCUCUUCCUCUCUCGACGGUUCUGUUCGCUGUCCAUCACCCGUCCUCCUGUUUCACUGCCCAACCAGCACCACGGACAGUCGUCAGCUGAACAUCCUGGUCCUGCCUCCUUCCGAGCAAGGGCGGGGCGGGCGGAGUCGCUAAUCGAGUUUUUAAAGUUCUGUAGCUGCUGUGCAUGUUUUGGCUUUUCGGGCAUGUAGACUUUUAUUCUGUCCAGUUUUACUCUGACCACACCUCCUAUCCCCAUAACCCCAAUCCCCGACCCACGCCCUCAACCACAACCUCCUGCUGAAACAUUAGAAGUAGAUCAUUCGUAGUGCAACCAGAAAACCAUGUUUUGUGUAAAAAUAGUACAGUUUUAAUCUCCUGUUUUUUAAUGUAAAAUGUUUUUAUUUGUUAAGUUUUGUUUAGGGGCGGGAUUUACUCUGAUGUAGAUGUACAUCUAAUCAAAAGCCAAAUAAAACUCCAGUGAAGCACAGUAAAGGCCA
Messenger RNA from Astyanax mexicanus (Mexican tetra), 4802 nucleotides. It is a transcript of the gene dgcr2, whose product is annotated as DiGeorge syndrome critical region gene 2. Gene Ontology annotation, molecular function: protein binding. Gene Ontology annotation, cellular component: membrane. The record is from RefSeq and is a predicted model, not a curated record. The coding region runs from base 269 to 1903 and encodes 544 amino acids. Lineage: Eukaryota; Metazoa; Chordata; Actinopteri; Characiformes; Acestrorhamphidae. The transcript is spliced from 11 exons.